GUCCUAUAUGUUGACUAUGCUCCCUUUUGUCAAUAAAGCAGCAAGUCCAAGAUUGUUUGCUUGGAUUUGUUUGUAGAUGUGUGAUGGAAUUCUGUGAUAGCCCCCACCUUCAGGAAUGAAAGACGCCUUUCCCUGGGACUAAUUGUACUGCAGGCAAACAGUCUUCCUCCAGCUUCCUUCACCGUGGUUAACUGAGGUCACAAUGCCUUCCUGGGUGAUCUGAAGCCACUGAGCGAUCGGUACAGGAGUGUGAAGUGCCAACUCUGUAUACAGCAAAGGACACCUGUGACCUACAGAGAAGUACCUUGAUUCCACCUUACGAUGGAAUUUAAAAAGUCCCCUGAUGGUGGAUGGGGCUGGGUGAUCGUGCUUGUCUCUUUCUUGACACAGUUCUUGUGUUACGGAUCUCCGUUGGCUGUUGGCGUUUUAUACAUAGAAUGGCUGGGUACCUUUGGUGAAGGAAAAGGGCAAACAGCCUGGGUUGGAUCCCUUGCAAGUGGAGUGGGCUUGCUUGCAAGUCCUGUGUGCAGCCUUUGCGUCUCAUCGUUCGGAGCAAGGCCUGUGACUAUCUUCAGUGGCUUUAUGGUGGCUGGAGGGCUGAUGUUGAGCAGUUUUGCCCCCAAUAUCUACUUCCUGUUUUUUUCCUAUGGCAUUGUUGUAGGUCUUGGAUGUGGUUUAUUAUACACUGCAACAGUGACUAUUACCUGCCAAUAUUUUGACAGCCGCCGAGGCCUUGCACUAGGCCUGAUUUCAACAGGUUCAAGCGUUGGACUUUUUAUAUACGCUGCUCUCCAGAGACUGCUAAUUGAGUUCUAUGGAUUGGAUGGAUGCCUGCUGAUUGUGGGUGCCUUGGCUUUAAAUAUAUUAGCCUGUGGAAGUCUGAUGAGACCCCUUCAGGUCUCUGAUUAUCCUUUGCCUGGAAAAACAGCUCUGGAAAAUAUACCAGAUAGGUACUCCGUUUACAGUGAAAAAGAAAAGAACCUGGAAGAAAACACGAACAUGCUCGAAAGGAGAAACAGUAGCGAGGAGAUGAACAAGAGCCCUUUAGCCCCUGAUGACGGGAAGCAUAAAAACCCAGACAUGGCGCACACAAGAGAGACUGAAACAUACAGAAAGAAAGUUGCAGAGCAAACAUAUUUUUGCAAACAGCUUGCCAAGUGGAAGUGGCAAUUAUGUAAAAACUACUGUGGAGAAACUGUGACUCUCUUUAAAAACAAAGUAUUUUCAGCACUUUUUGUUGCUAUCUUUCUUUUUGACAUCGGAGGCUUUCCACCUUCGCUACUUAUGGAGGAUGUAGCACGCAGCUCGAACGUGAAAGAGGAGGAAUUUAUCAUGCCUCUUAUUUCAAUUAUCGGCAUUAUGACAGCGAUUGGCAAACUCCUUUUAGGGAUACUGGCUGACUUCGAGUGGAUUAAUACCUUAUAUCUUUAUGUUGCUACCUUAAUCACCAUGGGCCUGGCUUUGUGUGCAAUUCCAUUUGCCAAAAGUUAUGUCACAUUAUCAGUACUUUCUGGGAUCAUAGGGCUUCUUACUGGUAAUUGGUCCAUUUUCCCAUAUGUGACCACUAAGACUGUGGGAAUUGAAAGAUUAGCUCAUGCUUAUGGGAUAUUAAUGUUCUUUGCUGGACUUGGGAAUAGCCUUGGACCACCAAUUGUCGGUUGGUUUUAUGACUGGACUCAGACCUACGACAUUGCCUUUUAUUUUAGCGGUUUCUGUGUCCUGCUGGGAGGAUUGAUUCUGCUUCUGGCAGCCUUGCCCUCCUGGAGUACAUGCAACAAGAAACUCCCCAAGCCAGCUCCAGCAACCUUUCUGUACAAAGUUGCCUCUAAUGUUUAGAAAAAUAUUGGAAGGCAAUGCAAGACUGUUUCCUCAUAGCAAAAUUUUUACUGUGGCUGACUCUGAAUGAGUUUUUAUUAUUAUUAUUAUUUUUUAACAUCGCCUACUCUCUAUGUACUGUAUAUGCAGCCUCUAUCUCCUGUAUUGUUAUUCUUUCUCUGAGAAGUGGGACUAUUCUGAUUUUGGAUUAUUCACGAGCUCUUUAUAUUGUGAAAGUUUUGGCCAAUCUCAGAAGCCUUUCUGUGUGUAAAGAAAUACAGUUUCUUAGCAGACUUCAUUAGUUCCAUUGCAAGGCACCCAGAGGGAGCUCCUUCUAUUUAAAAACUGAAGAAAGCCACAUGAUGAGCUAUGUGUGAAGUCCUCUAGGGAACACACCACUCUCUUCUCCAUGUUAGACUAGUAGUAAAUACACUCGAAGCCACUCAGGAAAUGAUACUGAUUAUUCAGACAGCAUUCUGAACUUCAGUGGAACAAACUGAUCAUUUUUUUCCAAGACAUUUUCAAUCGAGGUCUCCAGUUUUCAUUAUUCUUUCCAGCUUGAUGAAGUACCCACAAGUUUGGUGCCUACUGUAUACAACAACUCUUUUCAACGCCUUGGGUGUUGCUGAGAUGUUGAUAGUCUCCCAGCAAUGGAGGAGAUUGCCGUAGCAUCUUCACGACCGGCUGUUAUAAUUUCAUUGACUUUGUUGAUUGUCAGCAUCCACUGAGUUGAUAUUUCCCAGGAAGUGCUGAUCAGUUUGGAAAUGGUGCAUUUCAAUCAUUCCGUUCUGGUUAAUGGGAAAUGUCCACUCACUCCGGAGUACAGGAGGGAGUGAAUUGCAAGUCCUUGCAGAUAUUUUCAAUGAAGCAUUUCUUUGCUACCGUCAGAUUUUAUUACUACCAAAAUUUUAGUCAAAGGCAGAACUAGAAAAUAGUGGUGUGUGUGUGUGUGUGUGUGUGUGUGUGUGUGUGUGUGUGUGUGUGUGUGUGUGUGUGUUGUGCCGAGUCUGUCUGGGACAUGGGAAGGAGAAUGGACAAUACAUAUUUGAAACCCUGAUGCAAUUUCAUUCAGGCUGAGGAAAAAUGUUCUAGGAAGGAAAAUAAUAUUUAUUAAGUCAACUUUUUUUCUUUCUCUAAAGAAACAUUAUUGAAACUGCUCUAUGUCAGAAUCUCUUAGAGAUCCUUUUAAAAAUAUAGUUGAUUGAGUACCACUCUUAAGAAAUCAUAAUUCUGUAAUAAGGGCCACGUACCUAUAUUUUUAACAUACUCAAAUGAUUCUGGUAGCAUAGUCUAUAUAUAAAAUGAUGUUUAAAAUCCAUAGUGAAGAAAGACUUAUUCUCUGAAAUUAAAAAUAAAAAAGAUAAACCUUUGAAGCAAGGGCAUUUUAUAAAUAACUAAGUAUAAUUCUUUAAAUAGGAGGCACCCUUCCCACUGUGCCAAAUUUUUCUUUUCAUUUCUUUUGAAAUAUAUAAGAUUAUUUUAUACUUUUAUGUUGCCUUUCUUUGAAGGCGCCUAAAGCACUUUAUAAAGAUGCAUCCCCACAACACCUCAGUGAGGUAGGCAAAUAGUGCUCGUCUAUGGAGUAAACCUGGAGUAUAGGGGUUUUCUUCCCUGAGCUAAUCCUGUUCAGUCAUGCAAUAAUGGGUCUCCAAGACACUGUGGAUUUCUGCUCCAUACUUAGAAUUCUGAAAAGCUUUUCUGUACCUCAUUCUUUAUAGUCACUAUCAUGGUAAGUAAAUAAAACAGAUGACAUUAAAACAUUUUUCUAUUUAAUUUCCUUUUUUUGUUGUUGCUAAUCAUCAUUUCAGGGAAUGCAAUAACCUGGAAAAAAAGUUUUAACAUUUUUCUAUUUCAUAUUUUUCAACAUGGAUAACAGUCCGCAUGAAUCGUCACUAUGUCUACUAAUGUCAUCCGGUAUGUCCAUUAUCCAUUGUCUUAAGUAAUCAACUUCAAAUUACAAUAAAAUAUUUUUUUGUCUGUUUUGUAUCAA
Molecule: messenger RNA, 3805 nt
Organism: Erinaceus europaeus (western European hedgehog)
Lineage: Eukaryota; Metazoa; Chordata; Mammalia; Eulipotyphla; Erinaceidae
Gene: SLC16A9
Product: solute carrier family 16 member 9
Exons: 6
Coding region: 322-1836 (504 amino acids)
Biological process (GO): monocarboxylic acid transport; transmembrane transport
Molecular function (GO): monocarboxylic acid transmembrane transporter activity
Source: RefSeq, a predicted model, not a curated record